CAUAUCUUUUUUGUUAGUGUAAGAAAUUUUGUAUGUAAAAUGGCAGAAGAUGUAGAAUUAUUAUUGACUUUAUAUGAUGGUAGAGAAAUGAAAGCAAUUACUGAAAAUUAUGUAGUAUCAUGGAGUAAGGAAGGACUUGCAAGAGAUAUAGAUCAACUUCACAACCUUAGAGUUUUAUUCACAGAUCUUGGCUCUAGAGAUUUAGCCAAAGAUAAAGUUUAUUUAGUUUGUUAUGUAAUUAGAGUAGGAGGCAUGGAAGCUAAAGAUACUGAUCACAGACGUUCAAGUGUAGCACAAACUAAUCAAAAAAUAAAAAAUACUGAAAAUAUGAGAAGACCAUUUGGUGUAGCAGCAAUGGAUAUUACCUCAUAUAUUAAUGGUAAACUUGAAGGUGAUUCAGAUCAUCAUCACUUUAUUCCAUUUGUACAAUGUUGUGAGAAAGAAAGUUUGGAUGGUACAUUACGUAGAAUUCUUUCCCAAAAAGAAACAAAUAUUCAAAAAAAUAGUAAUGGAAAUAGUGGCAGCUUUGCUGGUGGUCAGGGUUUAUGGACUAGCUUAAAGUUGCUUGGGGGAGAUCCAAAGCAAGUACGGGAUGAGAAUCCACAUUUAGUACUUGGUAAUGUUGCUAUUGCAAGAAAAAUGGGAUUUCCAGAAGUUAUUUUACCAGGUGAUGUGAGAAAUGAUUUGUAUCUCACAUUGAUUAGUGGUGAAUUUAAUAAAGGAUCAAAAUCUACAGACAAAAAUGUUGAAGUUACAGUUAAAGUAUGCAAUGAAUUUGGUGUACCAAUACCAGGAGUUAUUACAUUGGGUGGUGGGGCUCUAUUAAUUGAUGAAUAUCAUAGUGUUAUUUAUUAUCAUGAAGAUAAGCCUAGAUGGUGUGAAACAUUUAAAAUUGCUGUACCUAUUGAAGAAUUUAAACAAGCUCAUUUGAAAUUUACAUUUAAACAUCGUAGUUCAAAUGAAGCAAAAGAUAAGUCUGAGAAACCUUUUGCUUUAAGUUAUGUUAAAUUGAUGCAACGUAAUGGAACAACUUUGCAAGAUAUACAACAUGAAUUAUUAGUUUACAAAUUAGAUCAAAAGAAAUAUGAAGAAACUGACAUUUCAUAUUUGAAAUUGCCAUCAACAAGGGGUGAAUUG
This is a messenger RNA of Apis florea (little honeybee), 1137 nucleotides long. RefSeq names its product dedicator of cytokinesis protein myoblast city (gene mbc). Gene Ontology annotation, cellular component: plasma membrane; cytoplasm. Lineage: Eukaryota; Metazoa; Arthropoda; Insecta; Hymenoptera; Apidae. The record is from RefSeq and is a predicted model, not a curated record. Gene Ontology annotation, molecular function: guanyl-nucleotide exchange factor activity; small GTPase binding. Gene Ontology annotation, biological process: small GTPase-mediated signal transduction; myoblast fusion; cell migration.